AUGGCGACGGACGGCAAGCGAUUCAGCUCGCACAAUGUGCGCUGCUGCACGUUGAUCGGCCACGUCGACCACGGCAAGUCUUCGUUUGCCGACUCGCUGCUCGCGGCCAACAACAUCAUCUCGGCGCGCAUGGCGGGUCAGAUCCGCUACCUUGACUCCAGAGAGGAUGAGCAGGAACGAGGCAUCACCAUGGAGGCGUCCGCCGUCUCGCUCUCAGUCAAGAUGCGCGUGCACGACCCUACCAAGGGCUGGGAUCCCGACAAUCUGCCUCCGAUCCAGGACUUUAUGAUCAAUCUCAUCGACACGCCCGGCCACGUCGACUUCUCAUCCGAGGUAUCCACCGCCUCCAGGCUCUGCGACGGUGCGCUGCUCAUCGUCGACGUCGUGGAGGGGGUGUGUGCACAGACGGUCACCGUGUUGCGCCAGGCAUGGCAGGACGGUCUCGAGCCCAUCCUCGUGCUCAACAAGGUGGAUCGCCUCAUCACAGAACUCAAACUCUCGCCGAACGAGGCCUACCACCAUCUCAUCCAGGUCAUCGAGCAGGUCAACGCCGUGGUCGGGUCGUUCUUCGCCUCGGCGCGCAUGGACGACGACGAGCGCUGGCACGAGGAGCGCGAGAAGCGCAUCGCCGCACGCAAGCAGGCCAAGAACGACUCGAUCGCCGCAGCCACCGGCGACGAUGCAGCCGACGACGACAACGACGACAACGACCGCGAGGAGAGGGACGACGAAGACAUCUACUUUGACCCGUCCAAGGGCAACGUCAUCUUUGCCUCGGCCAUGGACAACUGGGCGUUCCGUCUGGAGCGCUUCGCCAUGCUCUACGCCAAGAAGAUGGGCAUCCAGGAGCACAAGCUGCGCAAGGUGCUGUGGGGCGACUUCUACUUUGACCCCAAGACCAAGCGCGUGCUCAGCCAGAAGCAGAAGGAGAAGGAGAAGCGUCCGCUCAAGCCGAUGUUUGUGCAGUUUGUGCUCGAGAACAUCUGGUCCGUCUACGACGCCAUCAUCGAGAACCGCGACCAGGACAAGAUCGAAAAGAUCGUCUCGUCGCUCAACCUCAAGGUGCAUCCGCGCGACCUCAAGUCCAAGGAUGCCUCGACGCUCAUCAAGGCGGUGGUGAGCCAGUGGCUGCCGCUGGCGAGCUGCGCAUUUGCAGCCAUCAUCUACGUCAUCCCGCCCACGAGCAAGGCGCAGGCCAAACGCAUCCCCAUGAUGCUCAAUCCGGACAUGAGCUACUUUGACCGCGGCAGCUACCAGGCCAAGACGCCGCUCGAGGAGCAUCUGAUGAACGCCGAGAUCGGGCCCAAGUCGAACCGCGUCGCAUACGUGUCCAAGAUGUUUGCGGUCAAGAAGGAGGAUCUGCCCGAGGCCAAGAAGGCGCCGCUCACGGCCGAGCAGAUGCGCGAACGCGCAAAGGAGAGCCGGGAGCGUCAGAGCGCCGUGCGUGCCGCUCUCGCCGCCACGGGCGCGAGCAUGGAAGACGGCGCGGCCGACGGGGACAGCAAGGCGAACGGCACCAGUCUCGAGGAAGCCGAGGCGCAGCGCGCUGCACGUGCGCAGCGCGAGGCGGAAGCACAGGCCGAGAAAGACGCAGCGGAAGAGCAGGAGGAAGAGGGCUCGGACGAGGUGGUGCUGGGCUUUGCCAGGCUGUACUCGGGCACGCUGCGCGUAGGGCAGUGGAUGUACGCGCUGCUGCCCAAGUACAACACGCAGCUGGCGCCGUCGCACGCGUCGAACGCCAAGCACAUCAAGGCGGUGCAGCUGGAGGCCUUGUACAUGGUGAUGGGCCGCGACCUGCUGGCGGUCAACGAGGUGCCCGCGGGCAACGUAUUUGCCAUCCGCGGUAUGGAAGGCCGAGUGCUUCGCAACGCUACGCUGUGUGCGCCGUCGCUCGUGCAGAGCUACGCGAUCGAGCGCCACCAAGACGCCGCCUCCAUCGACGCGCGCAUGGCAGCGUCGACGUUCGUCCACCUCGCGGGGAUCAACAUGCUGUCGGCGCCCAUCGUGCGCGUGGCGCUCGAACCGAUGAACCCGCAGGACAUGCCGAAGCUCGUCGAGGGCCUCAAGCUGCUCAACCAGGCGGAUCCGUGUGUGGAGUCGCUGGUGCAGGAUACGGGCGAGCACGUCAUCCUCACUGCGGGCGAGCUGCAUCUGGAGCGGUGUCUGAAGGAUCUGCGCGAGCGGUUUGCAAAGUGCGAGAUCCAGGUGAGUGCGCCGCUGGUGCCGUUCCGCGAGACGUGCGUGCGCGCGCCCGAGAUGGCGCCGCCCAAAGUCGACGGUGCCCCGCGCGGCACGGUUGACGGUAACGUUGCCAGUGGUGCUGUGACGUACCGCGUGCGUGCGGUGCCACUGCCGCAGCCGGUGGUGGAGCUUUUGCUGGCCAACACGCAGACGCUGCGGCGACUGCAGAACCGCGGAUCGUCGGCGGAGGGUGAGGACGAUUCCGGCAGCGUGGACGCGGCGGGGUCGCAGGCGAGCAAGACGGUGCGUGCGGACAAGUUCUGGCAGACGCUGCAGACGGUGCUCGACAGGUGCGGGCAGGACAAGACGGGCGAGGACUGGCGAGAGGUGGUCGAGAAGAUCGUCUCGUUCGGCCCGCGCAGGGUGGGCGCGAACAUCUUGGUGGACCGAACGGGUGGACGGGUGUCGUUGCGCAACCGGACCGACCCAUCUCGUGCGGCUACACGUCAGUCGUCUGGAAUCGGCACACCUGCGCAUGUCGACUCGCAGGCUGUAGGUGUUGAAAAGCUGUCCGAGGCGCUGGAUCAGAUGAACGUUUCUGACGAUCCCGGACGGUCGGUUGUCAACCUGGCUGCGCUUAACGAGAGCAUUGAUUCGGGCUUCCAGAUGGCGACUUCUGCCGGGCCUUUGUGCGCAGAACCGAUGCAGGGCGUUGCGUUCUUCAUCGAAUCUCUCUCUGCCUCGUCAGCGACCGGUUCGGUUACGGGACCGCUCAUGUCGACUUUCCGCGAGAGCUGCAAAUCCGCGCUGCUCGACUGGUCACCGCGACUCAUGCUCGCCAUGUAUUCGUGCGACAUUCAAGCAUCCACCGAGGUCCUCGGCAAGGUGCAUGCGGUGCUAGCCAAGCGUCGCGGAAAGAUCAUCUCGGAAGAGAUGAAGGAGGGAACCAGCUUCUUCACGGUCGGCAGUUUGCUGCCUGUCGUGGAGAGUUUCGGAUUCGCAGACGAGAUUCGUAAACGCACCAGCGGAGCCGCUUCGCCCCAGCUGAUUUUUAAGGGAUUCGAAAUGUUCGACCUCGACCCCUUCUGGGUGCCCAGGACAGAGGAGGAGCUCGAGGAUCUAGGCGAAAAGGGUGACAGGGAAAAUGUCGCCAAGAAGUACAUGGACGCCGUGCGCAAGCGAAAGGGCCUUUUCGUCACACAACGCAUCGUCGAGGCCGCCGAGAAACAGCGCACGCUCAAGUCCAACUAG
This is a messenger RNA of Moesziomyces antarcticus, 3432 nucleotides long. RefSeq names its product p-loop containing nucleoside triphosphate hydrolase protein. Bases 1 to 3432 code for a protein of 1143 amino acids. The record is from RefSeq and is a predicted model, not a curated record. The transcript is spliced from 2 exons. NCBI's taxonomy places the organism in Eukaryota, Fungi, Basidiomycota, Ustilaginomycetes, Ustilaginales, Ustilaginaceae. Gene Ontology annotation, biological process: cytosolic ribosome assembly. Gene Ontology annotation, molecular function: GTP binding; ribosome binding; GTPase activity. Gene Ontology annotation, cellular component: ribonucleoprotein complex; cytosol.